AUGAACCGCUAUGGCUCGCCAAAGAAAGCUCUCCAACUCUUCCUCUACUUCGUCCCUCCCGGAACGGAACCAGGGAGGGUGCUAUCGUCCCAGACGAUUGGUGUCGAGUUUUCGUCGAAGAUCGUGAAAGUAGGUACAGGAUCACGGCGGAAACGGAUAAAGUUACAACUAUGGGAUACCGCUGGUACCGAACGGUUUCGAUCGGUGUCUAGAUCUUAUUAUCGUGGAGCUGCUGGAGCUAUCCUCAUAUACGAUAUUUCAUCUUAUACUUCUUUUACCGCUCUUCCCACAUUCCUCAUGGACGCUCGUGCUCUGGCAUCUCCUAAUCUCACAGUUAUCUUGGCGGGGAAUAAGACUGACCUUAUUGAUGAUCCUGUCAUGGAUGGAAGUUCCUUCGACGAUAUCCAAAGACCCCCGGCCACCCCUUUGAGCUCCUCUAGCAAGCAGUCGUCCUUCCCAUUUGAUUCAGGUGGUGGCUCGGUUCGUUCUGUCACUGGGCCUAGUGUUGGGACCAGAAUGACAGCGACGGUUGCACCCCAAGGCCGGGAAGUUAGUGCCAAGGAAGCAUUGGAUUGGGCCACGAAGUCGAAUAUUCCUGUUGCUGUCGAGGUUUCGGCCCUAUCUGGGCAGAAUGUUGAGGAACUAUUCAACCGGCUGGCUCGAAUCAUCCUCACGAAAAUUGAGCUUGGCGAAAUAGACCCAGAUGAUCCACAAAGCGGAAUACAGUACGGCGAUGGAGGGGCGUGGGCUUUUGGUACUAGCGACGGCGGCAGUGUCCGAAGCGGUAUGACAAUCGAUGACAAUAAUGUCCAGCUACACAGAAGGAGAAAUAAAAAGGGACACGGAACCAAUCCUUGGACGAAUGCUGUGGGAGAAUGGGAAGACGACGUGUUUCGGGUGAGCGGCUCAAAUCAUAGGCAAGGUCGAGGAUGUUGCUGA
Messenger RNA from Rasamsonia emersonii CBS 393.64, 939 nucleotides. RefSeq names its product Rab. Gene Ontology annotation, cellular component: endosome. Gene Ontology annotation, biological process: regulation of endocytosis. NCBI's taxonomy places the organism in Eukaryota, Fungi, Ascomycota, Eurotiomycetes, Eurotiales, Trichocomaceae. The record is from RefSeq and is a predicted model, not a curated record. The transcript has 2 exons. Gene Ontology annotation, molecular function: GTP binding; GTPase activity. The coding region runs from base 1 to 939 and encodes 312 amino acids.